Molecule: messenger RNA, 2267 nt
Organism: Engraulis encrasicolus (European anchovy)
Lineage: Eukaryota; Metazoa; Chordata; Actinopteri; Clupeiformes; Engraulidae
Exons: 5
Source: RefSeq, a predicted model, not a curated record
CCUCCUGGCGCCAGGCGCCGCUGUCCCGGUCUCUCCAGAAGGCCGAGGCCGUCCUACGAACGCGCCUGAACCCCAGCCUUCGGCGGAUACGGGGCAGACGCAAAGACAGGGAAAAAGAGGAAGAAGAAGAGGAGGAGGAGGGGGAGGAGGAAGAAGGACGGCGAAGCGACGGCAGCUGCAACUCUGAAAAUGACCCCAACACAUGGCCGCCUUUAUUGUCGCCAUCGGUGACGAGCCGUAACUUCCAGAUGGCCUCGCCCUCGUCCUCGUCCCCGCCCCGACCUUCCGGAAGGCUCCAGAGCGUUGAGCGGAACGUGGCAGAGCUCGGCGCCGAAUGUCACCUCCUGUGGGACGCGGCGGCGGGACGGCUCCAAACGCGCGGCUGUGUCAGGGCCCCCGUGUCACCCACCACGUCAUCCAGUGGCAACGCCCUCCACCACUACCCCGACGCCGCCGCCUUCGGCCAGCACUAUGGGCAGCUAUGGGGGCUGCUGGAGGAGCGCGCCAAGCUCACCUUCCUCCAGGAGUACUCACGGCGCUGGCAGGCCACGCACGGCUUUGUCACCAAGCUCUCCCGCCUGCUACAACAGCAGCAGCAGCAGCUGUUGGUGAACACAAGACGCAGACAGCAGCAGCAACCGCAGCAGCAGCAGCAACAUGGGAUGUUAAAGCGUCCAAGGUCUACCAUGUCCAUGUCCGAGUCGAACCUCGGACUGCAGGCUUUGGCUGAGGAGCUGAGGGUGCACCUGAGCCAUUGGGAUGUGCUUCGGUCGCAGGCGUAUUCCAACGUCUACCUGAGGAGAAACCUGUUCUGGUGGAGGGAGUCUCUCCAGGUGAUGCUGCAGAGCUGCCAGCGGAUGGGCUUGCAGUGUCUCUUCCUGAUGGAGCGGUGCAUAUACACCUCGCUGUGCGUCAUGGCCACCCAGCACCUCCGUCACCUUCCGCGGGACGCCUUAAGGGACUUGCUGGCCUGCGUGCAGAUCUUCGACCACACAGUUUUGCAGACCAGCACCACCAUAGCACAGUGGAGGAAACGCGUCGUCCGCCUCACGGACUGGCCUUAUCUAAGUACCCGUUUGCCUGCAACAGUGGCCUCGGAACACGGAAUCGGAACCGGAACCGGAACUUUCACGGUGUUCCAGAUUCUGAAGAUGUUGGCUGAGCAGAGAGGGCAGAUGUUGGCUGAGCAGCUCCACCUGUGGUCUUGUCGGCAGAUGGGUCAUGUGACUCGCUUUGGGCAGCUAGCAACAGCGGGGCAGGAGGACACUGCCGCCGCCAGCCUCGACUGGAGUCGUCCGGAGGAGAUCCUAGCGCUUCUCUCUGGACACACCUGGCAACAGAGCGAUAACAACAAUAUCGGGCCACCGCCGCUGGCUCUUACUUGUCGCAAUGGGACCACAAGAUGUGUCAAGUCUGGUGCUUGCUACGCUGAUCGUCCCUUUUGGCUGUUUCUCCAGAGAGACUGCGAGUGUUUGGAGGUGCUGUUUCAGGCUUUGGCAUCAACGACUGACGACGUGCCGUCGAACGACAUCCUCGACAACUCCAAACCUGGUGCUUCCCUCGACCCCAGUGCAACUCCCUUAGGAGGUACUCAAGGACGCGGACAGAGGAAACCCCACCAAUCAUCUAAAGCCAUCUGUGAGAAGCCAAAAGCCAUUCAGUGGGGAGGAGAGCUAUGUUCUGAGUUGUUCCCCCAGUAUCAGGAGAUGUUCCGUGCAGAGUUCAGCCGUGCAGCUAUCCGAUGCCUUUUCCACAAGGGACACCACCGAGCAUGCGGCAGCUUGAACCAGUGGAGACAUCACCUGAUGUUUCAGUUACUCGGACAGCUAUCUCAUGCCUCCCAUGACAGGGAGCCUGUUCCAGUUGAAGGUGGUUCUGUGUUGAGGGGCCUCUGUGUUGAGGUCCUGUACUCCUCAGCCUGUACGCAGUGGGAUGAAGUGAUGUGUGAUGCCCUUGGCCACGGUCUGAAGGACAGGUGUGUCCCUACGGCCCCUGGAGCUGGGCAGGAGUCGUCUCUGGUCAUCACGGCCACCACACAGCGCCUGCUGGGCCUCUUCAGCCCCCUCUCCAUCCUACUACAGCUCCUCAAGGCCACGCUAUGCUCAGGGAAUGGCAGCUUGGUGACUUCGACACACAUCUUUGGGUUGCUAUGGAGAUCGGUUGCCACGGUGCAGGCCUGUACUGUCUGGGUUAUGAGCAGGGCCUACCAGUUCCUGUCCUCCUGGAACAUCAACAAGUUCCUACUCAUCACACAAGGAGACCUCGUG